Messenger RNA from Anthonomus grandis grandis, 7646 nucleotides. RefSeq names its product myb-like protein D. The coding region runs from base 4324 to 5259 and encodes 311 amino acids. The transcript has 6 exons. The record is from RefSeq and is a predicted model, not a curated record. NCBI's taxonomy places the organism in Eukaryota, Metazoa, Arthropoda, Insecta, Coleoptera, Curculionidae.
UCUACAGUGACCUGUUAGGACUCCGGUCAGAUCUGCUAUAAUCCCUCUGUGAGGGGACAGCAGCCAUGCUAUCCUAGCUUUAGUUGAAUUUAAUAGCUGCUCUUUGAUCUGCCGGCAGCCACUGUUUAUACUCCAAUUUUCAAUAGUCUUUUCCCAUGCCCAGUUGUCCAGGAUCGAACACCUCGAGAUCCAUCCACCAGACCACCGAGCCGCCAAUUACUUUAGGUCUCAUCACAGGAGUAGGUAGCUAGUGUAGGAUAUUGGGCUCCAUACGCCACUACCUACUACCUACCCUUUGAGCUUCCUACCAACUACUCUUUGAAAGUGCGACAAAAUGACAAUUUCUUUGUGGACUACCUAAGUGACGUAUUUACUACACGUUAGCUUGCUGUCCAGCCUAAGUAUUUGACUAAGACGACGAAGUACUUGACCUUUUGCUUGACUUGCACGAGAUAAUUUAGUGUAUCUUCUUUAGUGCUUUCUCCUAUCUUUAAAGAGCCUAUUUGACGUCUUCUAUCCGAGUCAAGAAGUUUGACCAGGCUGGGGGAAUCAGACAUUGUUUCGAGUACACUACAGAAUAUUUGCCAGGUAGCUCUUUUGUUUCUUCUCAUUUCGUCCUUAACGCGAUUUUCCACCUGUAUACUCAUCCAAACCCUCUUGGUAUCCUUUCCGAAAUAAGCUCGUAGUAACUAUGCAAUUUUUCAGCUUGUAAUUUUUUAGAUACUUGCACACUUUUUAGAUACUAACACACCGCGGGUGAACUAGAACGGGGACCCCAGGGUCGCAGCUGCGGGUCUGAUUCACCCUCUGCCCCCGCGCCUAUUGCACCACGGCAAUUAUUCGGUUCAUUUAUCUUUCUAAAUAUGAAAUUUGGAACUGUACUGUUACUGUGCAUAAUAAUAUUACAAAAAAAUUGAAUUUUGAAAUAUUUCUUUAUCUUUGUUGGCAUCCGAGAAAAAUCGAAUUUUCUGUAUUUAUGUUUUGUUAUGAAAGACAGCACAAAUUAAUGCCAAAUUAGUAAUAUACCAUUAUUUAGUAGACGCAUUCCAAGUAUUUUCAACACUUAUUGGCGAUUUGUAGCCUGCGCUUCACUUUUUAGAAACCGUCCGUCAUUUCAUCGGAUUAAUGAUAAGAUUUUGGCAUUAACUUUAAAACGGCAUCAGCAUCUACUCUCUAUUAAUAGUAAAAGUGGCUUCGUCUGAAAGUAACAGUCUGAAAUUAUUUGUUCCUUAUCAAGCAAAUUCUUCAUGGCUUUGCAAAAUUCUCACCUACGAUCAGGAUCGUCCUCUAGCAGCUCCUGCACCUUCUUCAUUUUAAAAGCUCUUUUUCCUGCUGACUUUGAGAGAUUUUUAAAACUAUUUUGUGACAUACAUCGUACUCCCGAGCUACUUGCCUUGCCGGAAUAAUAGGUAUAAUAUCUAGAUUUGUAUCCUCGCUCGAUGGUUCUGUCUACGAGUUCUAAUUGCUCCUCAAUUUUACUCACGGUACUUUGACUCAGUGGGAGCAAAUUAGGAUAAGUUUCACGAAAUAGCGCCACAACUUUAUUUUCAGUUCUCAUCCGGUUUACACCCUAAUCAUCAUUAGUAUUUCGAUUUUUAAACCUUCUGUUAAGUACGGCAUUUUAGCUAAAUAAAUACUAAUUAAUAAAUACAGGGUACUUACUGUAGCAAAGAACACUUUUCUAAUACUAAUUCAACAAUUUUUAACACCUUCCCAUUAUUUAAUUCGAUUUAUUUCACAAAAACCUGUUUGUACGUUUUUUUAUUAAACAAAAAAUUGAAUUUUUGUUUAAUAAAUAUAUAUUUCUUUCACUUAAAGGUGAUCAUUUACGGCGGUGGCUUGUACAGGGUGGCCAAAUAGGCGAGGUAAGCGGUUGUAUCUCAGGACCUGUACAUCUGGCAACAAUGGAAUUUUUUUUAUUAUUAUAAAAGUGGCGCAACUAAAAAUGAAAUAAACGAAACGUCUUUUUCUCCGAAAACUUAAAUAUUAACCUAUACUUUUGAUAUUAUUUUUAGUAAGCCUAGAUAAUUUGCUAUAAAUUUGGUUUAUGAAUUAUUGACGUACGAACGAUAGUAGGGGUGGGGGAAGCUAUUGAAAGUGGAAUCAUUAAAAUCGGUGUAAAUUCUAAACUACUUAUUCGAUUUGAGCAAUUCAAAAUUUAUUUGCAAGAUAAAUGUAGCUGCUUUAAAAGUCUGAUCUCAUUGCUACCCUAUAGUUCCUAAUAAAACCGCCAGAGGGCGCAAUUUGUUAUAAUUCCAGUUUUUUCAUUUUGCUUUAAAAAUUCAAAUAGAAUGGUAUAUUUUUGACAUUCUAUUUAAAAAGUAAAUAAAAUUUGCAAAAGUACUGUAAAAACCGCACGAUGAUAUCUUUGCUCGUUUUAAAGUUAUAGCGAAUUAAAGUUUUUUACGCACCGAGCCUAAACUUGUGUGUCCCGCCUAAAAAUCUCUAAUUAGUAUUACCACAACUAGAAUACCAUGAUGUUGUCAUAAUUAAUAAAUUAUUAUAGUAGUAAUUGAUUGAUAAAUAAUAAAUUAAUAAUACCUAUGUGUCACAGAAUAACUGGAAGUUUAUGUGACUUUCUUAAGGCGAAUAAUUUUAUUAACGAAUUUCUUUUUAUAUUUAAAUUAUGGUCCUGAAAAGGACCGAUUUUAAACCCAAUCAUAUUUGGUAUUUAAUGCCUCGAUAGGUGUUCAAUGUAUUACUUUGGCGUUAUGUAUAAAACAGUUGAAAAUAGCAAAAUAUCAAUCGGGUGUUAAGCAAGCAAUCAUUGCUAAGCAGUUAGGAUUAAACCGCUCAGUGGUUUCCAAAACCAUAAAGUUACACUGCAUUAGGAACUUUAUUAUUAUAAAAGUGGCGCAACUAAAAAUGAAAUAAACGAAACGUCUUUUUCUCCGAAAACUUAAAUAUUAACCUAUACUUUUGAUAUUAUUUUUAGUAAGCCUAGAUAAUUUGCUAUAAAUUUGGUUUAUGAAUUAUUGACGUACGAACGAUAGUAGGGGUGGGGGAAGCUAUUGAAAGUGGAAUCAUUAAAAUCGGUGUAAAUUCUAAACUACUUAUUCGAUUUGAGCAAUUCAAAAUUUAUUUGCAAGAUAAAUGUAGCUGCUUUAAAAGUCUGAUCUCAUUGCUACCCUAUAGUUCCUAAUAAAAGCGCCAGAGGGCGCAAUUUGUUAUAAUUCCAGUUUUUUCAUUUUGCUUUAAAAAUUCAAAUAGAAUGGUAUAUUUUUGACAUUCUAUUUAAAAAGUAAAUAACAUUUGCAAAAGUACUGUAAAAACCGCACGAUGAUAUCUUUGCUCGUUUUAAAGUUAUAGCGAAUUAAAGUUUUUUACGCAUCGAGCCUAAACUUGUGUGUCCCGCCUAAAAAUCUCUAAUUAGUAUUACCACAACUAGAAUACCAUGAUGUUGUCAUAAUUAAUAAAUUAUUAUAGUAGUAAUUGAUUGAUAAAUAAUAAAUUAAUAAUACCUAUGUGUCACAGAAUAACUGGAAGUUUAUGUGACUUUCUUAAGGCGAAUAAUUUUAUUAACGAAUUUCUUUUUAUAUUUAAAUUAUGGUCCUGAAAAGGACCGAUUUUAAACCCAAUCAUAUUUGGUAUUUAAUGCCUCGAUAGGUGUUCAAUGUAUUACUUUGGCGUUAUGUAUAAAACAGUUGAAAAUAGCAAAAUAUCAAUCGGGUGUUAAGCAAGCAAUCAUUGCUAAGCAGUUAGGAUUAAACCGCUCAGUGGUUUCCAAAACCAUAAAGUUACACUGCAUUAGGAACUCAUUAAUAAGUCCACCUAAAACUGGUAGGCCUAGAAAAACGACGCCUAGAGUUGACGAGAAGAUUAAAUCCUUAGCUCUUAAAAAUCGAUUUAACACAGCAGUGGAUAUAAAAUCUCAACUAGACGAUGUAAAUAUUAGUGUCCCUUUCCAAUUUAUAAACUUUGUUUUGGCGGUAUGUGCAAAAUUCAUCCAACUGCUCAGGAAAAAUGCGGUAUCUUCUUAAUGCCUAACGAAUACGCGGCAAGUGCGCGUGGAUCGGACGCAUUUGCCGCUUUUUCGCUAAGCAGGCCGUAGUUGCCGCGAUUUUGCUGAGUAAAUUUAGUCGUUAAUUGGUAUCGCUGCAAAGUGGAUUGAUCAAAAAUCAAAGUUAAUAGAUUUUUGCAAAACCCUUGCAAAAGAUUCAGUCAAUAAUAAUGGCUUUAACAAUUGCUGGGAUCAUAAAAAAAGGUAAGUAAUGCUAUUUAAUUAGUAUUAUUCGUAAUAAUUUAUAUCAGUUACCAAAGGUAUGACGAUAAAAAGUUAGUACCCUAAUUUAUUAAAAUUCUAGAACGGAAAAUGAUUCUCAGAUGGAUAUCAACAGUAUUGAAGGCUCAGAGUAUAUUUUACAUACUUUACAACCUGCAGCUUUGCCGGAAUCGUGUCGGGGGGGGGGAGGGGGGGUUAUAAAACUGGACUUGCCAUGCACAUUAAUAAAUGACAAAGUGAUUUCUUGGAUAAAUAAUGAAGUGUACCACGCGAAUCCUAACAUUAAUGAUGAACAGAAAAAUACAAUGGAAGUAGAAAACAUAAACUUAAAUGAUUGCUAUUAUGAUAGCAACACAUCAAGUUUAUUAACAUCUGGCCAAUCCAUUCCUUACAAUAAUAAUUGUAAUCAAGUGACUGAUGAUGUUUUAGAAAUAGGAAGUAAUGAAGAGCAGACCAACUUAGCCAUAACAAUAAAUGAGGCAAGUGGUGAUAUUAUACCAAACAGAUCUGAAGUUAACGAUGUAACUUCUUAUAAUUUGAACCCUGUUGUCGUUGAUGACGGUUUAAUAAUAAAUAAUGGAAUUAAUACGAAAAGAGGAAGCAAGCCUGAAAAAGAUUUAAAUAUUAGAAACUGUACCGCACUAUCUUAUACCAAGGAAAGCUCGAACGAUGAUUCUCAGAAUGUACCUCCUAUGCUUAUAACGGAAAAAUUUGUUGCGAAUCCUGAUCCGAAUGGACUGAAUAACAAUGAAACUAAUGAAGACCGGACAACAGCUAUUACAAUAAAUGGGGCAAGUGGUGACAUUGCUUCGAUAUCUAAUAAUAACGCACUGAAUAAUAAUGAUGAAUCUCGUGAACCUGCAGGAAACAAAAAAAGAAAAAAAACCGUCAUUGAUUUUGAAGCCAGAAAAACUCUCAAGAGGGAAAAGAUUGCUGAAAAUCAUAAGGUUUUACCAGGUUGUGCUGAUAAUUGCAAAAAAAAAUGUUCAUCUGCAUUUGAUCGACGUAGGAGAGAAGGAAUUAAUACGCAAUUUUGAAAAUUGUCCGAUCCCGAAAGAAAGUCUUUUUUUUUAGUUCAAGUGAGCGAUUGCAAACAAAACGAACCACUGGAGAAAAGCCAACAAUGCAAAAUACUUUUAAAUAUUGGCUUUUAAUUAUAUACUUUUAAUUAUAUGGCUCCGUAAAACGGCGUAAAUAAAAGUGUUCCGAGUGCAUAUAAAUUCUGAAAAACAGUGAAUCUAUAAAAUAGAUAGUGUCUUACUUAGCUAAACAUAAUUAUUUUCACCAAAAACAUCCAAUUUGCUGCAAAAUUGUCAUUGUUUAUGUUUGUGUUGAACCCGCGCAAGAAUGCAUUAACAAUGGAAUAAAGUAGCUACGUUCCAAUUUUAAAAUCGAAAAUUUCGAAAUGGAGUGCGAUGUUUGCAAGCAAGUUACGCGAACAUUUAAAUGUGACAACUGUUUGAAGAGAUUGUGUAAGGGUUGUGCAGCUCUUACGUCCUCUGAAGUAAAAGUGAUAGAAUUAAAAGAUCGUGUUAUGAAGUUCUUCUGCAAAAAUUGCAAUGACUUUCACGGACUUAAACUUUUGAAUGAUCUUGUACAAAGCAAGCAAGAAAUAAUAUUAAGUAAGGAUGAAAUAAUCUCACUUCUUAAGCAAGAAAUAAAAGACUUAAAGUCAAAAAUCGAAGCCAUCCAAGCACCAGCAAUACCAUCAUUUGCAGAGGUUGUAAACAACAAAUCAUCCAUACCAAUAAAAACAAAAAAUCGGCCAAACUUAAUUAUAAAACCGAAGGGCACACAGGACUCUCAAGAAACAAAAACCGAUAUAAUGGAGAACAUCAAACCAGCAGAUAUUAAUGUAAGUAUUGAUAAAAGCCGAUCUUCACACCACGGAAGUUUAAUAAUUAAAUGCAAUGACACAGAGAGUGUUACGAAACUAAAAAAUGAAAUUAAACAAAAACUGGGUGAUUACUAUGAGGUAGAGGAAACAAAAUUACGGAAUCCGCAGGUCAAAAUAGUUGGAUAUCCUGCCAAGAAUAAAUCAGCAACUGAAGAAAUUGAAAAAUCUAUAAGAAUGCAAAAUACAUUUUUUAAUAAUGAAGAUUCAUUUAAAAUUACCUUUAUGAAGGAAACUAAAUUAAAUAAAAAAAACCAUCUUCGCCGACUGUUCCCCAAACCUCUUUAAAAAAAUCAUGUGGACCAAAAAAAUAUACAUUGGAUGGGAACGAUACCCUGCAUAUGAAAAUUUAGCAGUAAAACAGUGUUUUAAAGGUUGUGGAUAUUACCACAAAAGUCCAGACUGCCCAAAUGAAACCACCUGUUCAUACUGUGGAGGAGAACAUAAUCGAAAGGACUGUCACUUAACCCAAAAUAAAGAAAAUAGGAAAUGCGUGAAUUGUGAACAUUCAAAUAAAAAAUAUAAAACGAACCAUAAUCUCAAACAUGAUGCCACGGAUUCUGAAUGCCCCACAAACCUAUACCAUCUAGAAGUAUUAAAAAGUAAAAUAAAUUAUGGCUAGACAACAAGAAGUGGAGCUGCUUGAAACGAUAUCCAGUGAAAUUUUUAGUGAAACUGUGGAGCCUGUAGAGAUCUGUGGUAAAAUAGACACAGAUAAAAAACUUUUAAAUAUAAUGCAUGUUAACAUAAGAAGUGUAAAAAAAACUUUGAUGAACUGUUACUUUUUUUAGAGACUUUCAAAAUUUCUUUCUGUGAUGUUAUAGUCCUAAGUGAAUGUUUUCAACUCACCUCUUUUUUAGAAUUUACUAUUCAAGGCUUUACCACUCACUAUAGUAAUGGAAAUAUCACACGAAAUGAUGGUGUUCUUAUUAUGGUAAGAGACAAUCUAAAUGCUAAAGUGGCAUUUCACGAACUUGAUUCCACUAAAAUAAAGGUGGGUCGAAUAACUUUGGAACAUAAAAAUGUGCACUAUGAAAUCUCUUGUAUCUAUCGAUCUCCUCACUCAUCUAUCGAAAAUUUUGUACAGGAUCUUAAUGUAUAUUUUACAGGAAAGUCAGGAAACAAGUCAAAUAAUGUUGAAAUUUUAGUUGGAGACAUAAAUAUUAACCUCUUAACUAAUACUGAUUUAAACGUGGUAAAUUACAUUUCAACAUUUCAUAACAAGUUCAACAAGUUCAUAUGGUUUUCAAUCACAUAUAAACUCAAUCACCAGGCCAGAAUCAGGCACAUGUUUAGAUCAUAUAUUUGUAAAGAACAAUAAUAAAAUAAUUAACAUUCACACAAAACCGUAUAUAAUAAAUUAUGAUAUAACGGAUCAUUUUCCAAUAAUGUUAAAUUUUUCACAUGCUUUAAAUAUUAAGAGAAUAGAAAAUAUUGUAAAAACUGAUGUUAAAAAUAAAAUAAAUUACAUAAAACUAAAUUAUUUAUUUGAGAAUGAAAAUUGGAAUGACGUGUCUAAAACAAACAAUC